GUUUAUUAAUAUUUCACAUGUUUGCUCACGUGAAAAUUCAGGAAUUUCUAUAUAUUUUUUUUCGAUAAAAAAUUCCAAACUUUUGCAACAUGGAUAACGAAGAUUUUUACGAUGAUCUUGAAGAAGAUGAUGGUCAUUCAUUCGAUGAUUAUAAUGAUGAUGAAGCUAAUGUUGUUGGUAUCGAUGAUAAAUGUGAAGAAAUGUCAAUGGCAAACGAUCCACCAAAAAAUAAACUAAUUACAAACCUAGAAAAAUUGACCAAAUCUAAACGAUUACAUCGGGAAGAAUGCCGAAAAAUUCGUGGCAAAGAAAAACGCUUACGACGAAAACGUAAAAAGGAAUUAGGAUUACCGAAACAAAUACCACGAACAAUUGAAAACACUCGAACACCGAAUGAUGACCGAGUUGAUGCCGAUGAUGAAGAGAUUCAUCUGGAUGAAUCAUUGGAUGAAAUGGCCACAUAUUUUAGCAAACAAAUUCCACCCAAAGUUUUGAUCACAUCUAGCCAUAAUUCACAUCGACGAACAAUCCGAUUUUGUCGUGAAUUACGUGAUACGAUCACAGGAUCUGAAUUAAGGUGGCGAAAAAAAUGUCCCAUGAAGAAACUUGUUAAAUGUGCCAAUGAUCGUGGUUAUACUGACAUUUUGGUCGUCAAUGAAGAUUGGUCCAAACCAAAUGGAUUACUACAUAUACAUCUACCGAAUGGACCUACCGCUUUUUAUAGACUUAGUAGUAUCCGUUAUUGUAAAGAGAUUAAAAAUCGGGCCUCGUACAACAAUAGCCAUCCGGAAAUUAUUGUCAACAAUAUGACCACACGUCUUGGCCAUUCAAUCGGUCGAAUGUUAGCAUCAUUAUUUCAUUUUGAACCACAAUUUCGUGGCCGUAAAGUGGUUACAUUUCAUAAUCAACGUGAUUAUAUUUUUUUCCGUCAUCAUUUAUAUGAAUUCAAACAGAGUGAACGUGUUGCCAUUCGUGAACUUGGUCCAAGAUUCACGAUGAAAUUACAAUCACUACAACAUGGAACAUUCGAUUCUAAACACGGAGAAUAUGAAUGGAAAUUGCAACGUCAUGAACAGGGUGUAAAUCGAAGAAAAUUUUUCCUUUAAAUAAAUUUAAUAUGAUUGAAAUUGGAAUAAUUAU
Dermatophagoides farinae (American house dust mite) is the source of this 1140-nucleotide messenger RNA. Its product is annotated as ribosome production factor 1. Gene Ontology annotation, molecular function: rRNA primary transcript binding. Gene Ontology annotation, cellular component: preribosome, large subunit precursor; nucleolus. NCBI's taxonomy places the organism in Eukaryota, Metazoa, Arthropoda, Arachnida, Sarcoptiformes, Pyroglyphidae. Gene Ontology annotation, biological process: maturation of LSU-rRNA; maturation of 5.8S rRNA. The record is from RefSeq and is a predicted model, not a curated record.